Messenger RNA from Dipodomys spectabilis (banner-tailed kangaroo rat), 3147 nucleotides. It is a transcript of the gene Trim62, whose product is annotated as tripartite motif containing 62. Gene Ontology annotation, molecular function: protein binding; zinc ion binding. The coding region runs from base 1 to 1428 and encodes 475 amino acids. The transcript is spliced from 5 exons. The record is from RefSeq and is a predicted model, not a curated record. NCBI's taxonomy places the organism in Eukaryota, Metazoa, Chordata, Mammalia, Rodentia, Heteromyidae. Gene Ontology annotation, biological process: innate immune response; positive regulation of canonical NF-kappaB signal transduction.
AUGGCGUGCAGCCUCAAGGACGAGCUGCUGUGCUCCAUCUGCCUGAGCAUCUACCAGGACCCGGUGAGCCUGGGCUGCGAGCACUACUUCUGCCGCCGCUGCAUCACGGAGCACUGGGUGCGGCAGGAGGCUCAGGGCGCCCGCGACUGCCCCGAGUGCCGGCGCACGUUCGCCGAGCCCGCGCUCGCGCCCAGCCUGAAGCUGGCCAACAUCGUGGAGCGCUACAGCGCCUUCCCGCUGGACGCCAUCCUCAGCGCGCGCCGCGCCGCGCGGCCCUGCCAGGCGCACGACAAGGUCAAGCUCUUCUGCCUCACCGACCGCGCGCUGCUCUGCUUCUUCUGCGACGAGCCCGCGCUGCACGAGCAGCACCAGGUUACCGGCAUAGACGAUGCCUUCGAGGAGCUGCAGAGGGAGCUGAAGGAACAGCUUCAGGCCCUACAGGACAGCGAACGGGAGCACACCGAGGCACUGCAGCUGCUCAAGCGACAGCUGGCUGAGACCAAGUCUUCCACUAAGAGCCUGCGGACCACCAUUGGCGAGGCCUUCGAGCGCCUGCACCGGCUAUUGCGAGAGCGGCAGAAGGCCAUGCUGGAGGAGCUGGAGGCUGACACGGCCCGCACACUGACUGACAUAGAGCAGAAGGUCCAGCGGUACAGCCAGCAGCUACGGAAGGUGCAGGAGGGCACCCAGAUCCUGCAGGAGCGGCUGGCUGAGACAGACCGGCACACCUUUCUGGCAGGGGUAGCCUCCUUGUCUGAGCGACUCAAGGGGAAAAUCCACGAGACCAACCUGACAUACGAAGACUUCCCAACCUCUAAAUACACAGGCCCCCUGCAGUACACCAUCUGGAAGUCUCUGUUCCAGGACAUCCAUCCAGUGCCUGCUGCCCUGACCCUGGAUCCAGGUACUGCUCACCAGCGCCUGAUCCUGUCUGAUGACUGCACCAUCGUGGCUUAUGGGAACCUACACCCACAGCCGCUACAGGACUCACCAAAGCGCUUCGACGUCGAGGUGUCGGUGCUUGGUUCCGAGGCCUUCAGUAGUGGUGUCCACUACUGGGAGGUGGUGGUGGCAGAGAAGACCCAGUGGGUGAUUGGGCUGGCACACGAAGCUGCCAGUCGCAAGGGCAGCAUCCAGAUUCAGCCAAGCCGUGGCUUCUACUGCAUCGUCAUGCAUGAUGGCAACCAGUACAGCGCCUGCACAGAGCCCUGGACACGGCUCAACGUCCGGGACAAGCUUGACAAGGUGGGUGUCUUUCUGGACUAUGACCAGGGCCUGCUCAUCUUCUAUAAUGCCGAUGACAUGUCCUGGCUCUACACCUUCCGUGAGAAGUUCCCUGGUAAGCUCUGCUCCUACUUCAGCCCUGGCCAGAGCCACGCCAAUGGCAAGAAUGUCCAGCCGUUGCGGAUCAACACUGUACGCAUCUAGUCCAGGCCUUCUGGGGCCACUACCACCAGCAAGCGCCCUUCCUAGCAGAUGGGAGGCCUGGACUUGAGCCUACCACAGCCACUCUGAGACCUCAAGCUGGUGAUUCAUCCUCCAGCUGCCUUGUCCUGUCUUGUGACAUGAAGAUGGUAUUCCAUGUUUCUUAAACUCUCUCCCAGCAUUGAUGUUUUGUUGUCCUGACCUUGACAUGGCCUCUCAGGGCAGCCUCUGCCUACCCUCACCCCCUGAGGACUCCUUCCCUCUGCCUCCCUCCUGUCCAGCUGCCCUGGCCUUGGGAUGUUUAUCAAAUGUGGCCAAUAGUUGGCAGCCUAAAAUCCUCUUAUGCUCAUGGUCUAAAACUUGACUCUGACUAAGUCUUGACCCCAGCCUACAGUGGACAUGGGCAGUAGCUGAUCCUAGGGUUGCUUAAGAAUACCUUCUGCCUACUUUGUAUGAAGAGCUUGUGGUUCCUCUUUUCCCAUGGUCUGAAAGUCUGAGAUGACAAUGCUGCUUCUGGAAGGCACCCAGUAGUUGAGCCCACAUGUUAAGCUACCAUGUCACUUUCCUGUCCACCACCUAAAGGCAGAUUAAGGGCUCCCCAGAGGCUGAAAUAGAGGCCAUUAAUUAAAGACACCUGAAGGACAUGACAUCACGGAAUGAUCAGUGUCCUCAGCAGUUCUGGACAAGGGCCCUCACCAGCCAGUCUCUGUGACCUGCUAGGAAGCAGAGAGACCACUAGGAGCAGCUGUUGGAGAGACUGUAGGCUGGAAUGCUUUUCAGACUUGGCAUCUCUCUCGCUUAGAACCCUACUGCAGAAACAAGAGCCACUUUAAGCUGGCUUAAUUAGACAAGGAUUUAUUGCCAGCCCCCUGUGGCUUGCAAAAUUAUUCAAAGGGCUGAAGAAGCAGUCUUUGCUGAAUGUCCAGAACAAUUUCCAGCUGCCAGAUUUACUGGGUCUCUCAUGACCAGGAAAGCUGCUCCCAUCUGUGGGAAGCCACUGACGGGAGAAUUGCGCUCCCACUGCCACCGUCCCCACCAGUAAGUGGUUGUUCUGAAGCCUGCCUUUCUCCACUUAACUCAGGUCCCAAAUACACAUAUCCACAGGGGAUUCUGUUGGUGGAAACUUGAGUCAGAACCCCAUCCUUAGCUGCAAAGGAAUCUGGGAAAGGUAGUUUUCUUCUUUGCAGCCUCAGCCAUACUAAAACAGGUGGCCACUGAACAAGUCCAUCUGCACCUUUUGUCACAGCAUACGACCAUGAAGAACAAAGAAGAGUCUACCUUGAGGUAUUGAUUUUAAGGCGCACAGCCUGGAGGUGUACUGCUGUGACUAAAGGAACCCGAAGGACAUGUAUCACAGAAUGAUCAAAGUCCUCAGCAACUUCUAGACAAGGGCCCUCAUCAGCCAGGCGUCUGGAACCUUCUAGGAUGCAGAGAGGCUGGCAACUAGAGGUGAAAGUCCAAAAGUAAACCUGCAAGAUCAAGACAAAAUGUCUCCUCAGCCUUGGCUUCUCUAAUCCUCGAGCUUCAGUUCUGUACUUGGGGGUGCCUGAACACACCCAUCUUAAAAAUGCCAGAAGAGCUAAGCUUGACUCUACUGCCACUCACUGGGGCCUCCUAUGAGCCUCAACUCCCAGAAUCUGGGCCACCUCCACCAGUAUUUUUAUUUAAACAUUGCCCAUUUUGUGAGCUAUGGUCAAUUUUUAUUAAAGUUAUAGGAUGCCA